UGACCAUCCACAGCAGCACCUGAAAUGAGAUCAUCUCAUUCCUGGGAGCUCUGAUUUCUUUACAGUAAACAAAACGCUUCUGAAAUCUUUCUCUACUUAGCAUAUUUCUCACACAUUCACUCUUGUCUGUCUUCCAGUCUCAUCUACACAUUAUUCUCCUUUCUAGGUCUGAGUGACAGUACAGAUUUAUUUAUUUAUUUGUCACAAAGCAACGUCACGUCGGGAGGGAGAUGAGCGAAUUUCGCAGUAAGAAAAGUUUUGAUUCUGUCUCGAAGGCUGGAAAAAAAAAAAAAAAAAAAAAACUUUUCAACGCACAUUCAUAAGUCCCUGAGAUUUAUCCUCAGAGAUAUCCGAAAAUGCUGCGCUUCACGCCUACCUGUACUAGCAGCUGCAUGAAGGAGAACACUUGGUUAGAAUACUGGAUUGUGACGAAAACAAAGAAACAUAGCAGGCUACACUUUUAAUUUAACAUAAGAAGAGUAUCGCACUUUAAUUUCCUUGUUGAGGUUUUUGGCUCUUUAGGUUGACUGCAGUUCCUGCCCGAGGUCUGGCUUCUUUCCAUCCACCCUAAGUCUCUCGGAUCCCGGCUGCAAGAUUGAAAUCGCUGCGCUUUUGGAGUUUGGGAGUUUUGACUCAGGACGCGUGCGUUUAUCACCUUCAGUACCGCUCCUUUCUGUGUCCUUUUGGUCUCCUACAUGGUUGUAAUUGUAGUGUCUGGAAGAUGUUAAUUUAUUUCCCCGCUGGUCCCUGCUUCGUGGAGAGACUUUAUCGAAGUUACCGAACUCGCAACUGCUCACUAAGGUGCUUUUGAACCGCAGUUGCUAGAACUACCCAGACGAUUUCGGGAGCGCCGAAUCCUCCUGAGCCACACCACACAACAGUGCACAGGACGCCACUUUUAAGACGAUACAAGAGGUCCCAUCUGUUUGAAUUGCAGCCCAUUAUAUAGGGUUUUUUUUUUUUUUUUGUCGGCAUUUAAGCGUUAAGGACAGGAUGCUGCCCCUCUCCAGAACCCAACUUGCGCUUUUUUUCAUUCUUUUGUGUCCAGUUAACAUCAUCGGACUUUGGUGGGCAGUGGGCAGCCCUCUGGUAAUGGACCCCAACAGCAUCUGCAGGAAGACGAAACGCUUGGCUGGGAAACAGGCUGAACUGUGCCAGACUGAACCAGAGAUAGUCAGUGAGGUGGUGAAGGGGGCAAAGCUGGGGGUUCGGGAGUGCCAGUUCCAGCUUAGAUUUAGAAGAUGGAACUGCACCAGUCACAACAAAUACUUUGGAAAAGUACUACAGCAAGAUAUCCGGGAGACUGCUUUUGUCUAUGCAAUUACGUCUGCUGGAGUGACACACACAGUGACGCAAGCAUGCAGUAUGGGGGAACUUUUACAAUGUGGCUGUGAGGCAAAACGGAGUCGGGCUCCUCCUCUCCCUACAGCCAGACCUGGGACUGAUGGCUCUAAAUGGGAGUGGGGAGGCUGUGGGGAUGAUGUGGAGUUUGGGUAUGAAAAAUCCAAGCAAUUCAUGGACGCAAAAAGGAAAAAGGGAAAAAGUGACAUCAGAACUUUGAUUGAUCUUCACAAUAAUGAAGCCGGCCGACUGGCUGUGAAGAAUUAUAUGAGAACUGAAUGUAAAUGUCACGGGCUGUCUGGUUCUUGCACUCUCAGAACUUGCUGGAAAAAGAUGCCUCAUUUUCGUGAGGUGGGUGAUCGCCUCCUGGAAAGAUUUAACGGAGCUUCUCAGGUGAUGGGAGGCAAUGAUGGCAAAACCCUCAUCCCCGUGGGGCAAAAUAUCAAACCACCAGACAAGCAAGAUCUCAUCUAUUCAGCAGAAUCUCCAGACUUUUGUUUGCCAAACAGAAAGACUGGCUCCCUGGGCACCAGGGGGAGGAUGUGUAACAGCACAGCCAUGGACAUCAGCGGAUGUGACUUGCUUUGCUGUGAUCGGGGCUACAGGGAUGAGACUGUGGUCUUUGAAGAGAACUGCUUGUGCAGAUUUCAUUGGUGCUGCGUAGUGCAGUGCAAACAAUGUUCCGUCAGAAAGGAAUUGAGCUUGUGCUUAUAAUACUCUGACCAGAAUUACGGUGAUUAAAAGAAUGGGACUUUCAGACCCCAAUAAGAAAGGUUUUUUUAAAACCACUCAUAAACAAGUGAGAAAAACUGAAUAUGGACCCCUUUAUAAAGUUAUGGAGAAGGGAAGCUGCUUAUGUGCUACAUAUUAGGUAAUACUGAAAAAUUAUAUUUACCUUCAAGGCAACAAAAUAAUAAUACUCCCCGAGUGGCCAGAUUGUGGGUGUAAAGAAAGUUUUUUGUUUGUUUGUUUGUUUGUUUUUAAUAAGUUUCUUUUUUAAUAUUUGCAAGCUGAAUGAGAUUUAAAAAAAAAGAAGAAAAAUUUAAACAACAUAUGCAAUGUUGUAAAUUAAUCUUCUAAGAGUUGUAAAAAAUAUGUAACACUGUUCUAUUUAUAACAAUUUAAACAUAUAGCCACACAUAUUGAGAACAUGUCUGAUGUUUCCCUUGUGUUUUAAAGCACUUUGUAUAAGGAACAUUUUUUUGUUUUGUUUUGUUUUGUUUUUUUUUGUAAGUGUUUAAUCUAUGAAUCCAAGACGAAAUAAAAAAUGUCUUGGUGUAAUAAGUUAACAAAUUAAGAAAUUAACAAAAGGACUGCAUCAUACAGCAUAUGCUACCUUUUAUUUCUUUUGAGAAAAUGUUAUCAUAUAUACAUACUGUGUUGUACAUGUGUAUAUUUAUGCUAGUACAUUAUGUAUGGGGUUUAUGAUGCACUUUGAUAACAUAUUCAAAUAGAAUUAUUUGUGUUUUACUACAUAAUAUUACAAUUUUGGAAAACAUGAUUGUGCCUUUAUUUGAACUCUCCCCUAAAAUAAUAAAUACACAUAAUAAUAAU
This is a messenger RNA of Polyodon spathula (Mississippi paddlefish), 2895 nucleotides long. Its product is annotated as protein Wnt-6-like. Bases 994 to 2055 code for a protein of 353 amino acids. Gene Ontology annotation, biological process: canonical Wnt signaling pathway; neuron differentiation; cell fate commitment. Gene Ontology annotation, cellular component: extracellular region. Lineage: Eukaryota; Metazoa; Chordata; Actinopteri; Acipenseriformes; Polyodontidae. Gene Ontology annotation, molecular function: cytokine activity; frizzled binding. The record is from RefSeq and is a predicted model, not a curated record. The transcript has 4 exons.